UGUAGCUAGUCCUUUCAAAUUACCGAGUUUCCUCGUUUGACUUUUCGACAUCAAAAAUUGUGUGUGUUAGAUCGCAAAUCACCGUUUGUUCGAAUAAUGUGACUUAAUCUCGGCUGGAAGACACAACGAUAAACUCGACCACCUUUACGGAACUAGAAGGUCUGCUUUCUUCAACGCAAUAACGCAUUGAAGACAAGGAUUUGAAAAGAAGAGAAAAAAUAACGUCCGUUUGUAUGAAAGCCCUCUAACAUGGCCAAUCUGACGGCUACACUUGGAGCGCCUAGCUACGACCCAACGGAGAACGAGGACCGCGAGAACAUCCCUCCUCCUGCCGACUCCGCCCCCAGGCCGCCGAGGGAGCCCAAUCAGAACGUUCCUGAUGAGCGUGUAUUCCCGCUUUACAGAGAAGUCGUGGACAAAUGGCACAACACCAUGAAGAACCUCGGCCAGAGUCCUCUCAGUUCGCCAGACAUAGGGGACGAGGCGCUCCCUGAGCUCAGCAUGCUGGACACCACGGCGGAGACCUCUCACCUGUCUCUCGCCAAAACGAGGAGUCCUGCUGCUGCUUCCCUCUCGUCCACGCCCAGAUACUCCAGAGAGAUGGACAAAUGGCACAACACCAUGGCGAACCUCGGCCAGAGUCCUCUCGGGUCGCCAGACAUAGGGGACGAGAUGCUCCCUGAGCUCAGCAUGCUGGACACCACGGCGGAGACCUCCCACCUGUCUCUCGCCAAAACGAGGAGUCCUGCUGCUGCUUCCCACUCGUCCACGCCCAGAUACUCCAGAGAGAUGGAAUCCGGCCUCACGCCCGGUUUCAAAAGCUUUAACCUGCCGGGCAAAAACUCCAGGAAGGGCCUGACACCUGGCCCGGCCAGGCAUGGGCUGACGGCUAUUCACAACAUGCCGCACCUUAACCAGGAGUUGUUCACCACAGAGUAUCACAAACGGAGGGAGAGCCUGGGUCGGCUUCCCGCCGGACCGGACAGCUUGGCUCCGGCCGGGUGGCCUUGCUUCUGGCUGCAGGACGAGACCCUCCCAGAGGUCAGCUUGAUGGACUCCACCAUGGAGUGUUCUAACCUCUCCACCAAUGGGGCCGCUCCCUCCUUCGUGCCCCCGGUUCCUGAACGGCACCUUGCUGUGACGCCUAAAGUGGAGGAGGAGCCCAGCCCAGGCUCCAUGUUGAGUCUGGUCAGGGAUGAGAGUUUAGUUCUCACUCCUCGCCUCCUAGCCUCCACAGGGCAGCAGAGCCUCGGAGAAAGUCGCUUAAUGGACCACAGCAGUCUCCACACACUGGAGAUGACGAAAGCUGAGGUUGUCCAGAACUCAGUGGAAAGCUCUUCCUGUCCCGAAUCCGAUGUCACCCGUGAAUCCAUCCUUCCCCAUGGGGUAGUGGUUCUGGGAGCUGAGGUUGUCCAGAGCUCACUGGAAACAUCCUCCUUCCCCGAAUCUGAUGUCACCCGCGAAUCCAUCCUUCCCCAUGGCGAAGUGGCUCUGGAAGCUGAGGUUGUCCAGAGGUCACUGGAAACAUCCUCCUUUCCCGAAUCUGAUGUAACCUGUGAAUCCAUCCUUCCCCAUGGGGAAAUGGCUCUGGGUUCUCCAUCGCUGUGCUCCGCUUCUGCUUCCCAAUUCCCUGACAGGACAACUCUGGUCCUAGCAUUGGACCACCCGAGGCAGCCCGAGCUCAACACCACCCAGGUCCUCAACACCACCCAGGUCCUCAACAACACCCAGGUGCUCAACACCAUCCAGGUCCUCAACACCACCCAGGUGCUCAGCGAGAAUGCGGUGGAGGUGGCAAGCAAUGACAGCCCACGGUCUGAGCAGGGGUCCGCCCCGCGCUCUGGGAACGACACCUACUUCAGUCCACCUAGUGACUCCUCGAUGAACAGCAAUGUCACUAUGGAGGCCAUCGACUCCUCGGGGGUCAAGUGCCACCUAAGUUUGCCGCUCAACAAACAGCUGUCGGAACCCGUUUCCAUUAGACCCAGUGCAGUGGUCUCACUGGGCGAUGCCUGCUCAGGUGUCAAACUCGAGGACACCUUUAAGAGCAUCUCUUCUCCAACCCUAGGUGCCCAAGGAUGUAGUCAAGACAACCAGAGCGUCGGCCAAGACAACCAGAGCGUCGGCCAAGACAACCAGAGCGUCGGCCAAGACAACCAGAGCGUCGGCCAAGACAACCUGAGCGGAAGUCACUUUGAAGCCCAACCCAGAGCGUUAUCAACUGCCACUCACAAUGGGUCCAAUAAUAACCUGGUUGUGGCGCUGGACCUGCGGUCCGAGGUCAACACCACCCAUGGGUCCAGGGGGGCAACGGCCGACAGGGCGAGCAGCACCAUGACCGUCUCCCCACAGGACGCCUCCAGACCUCUGUCCCCAGCACCCAGCGCCACAAAGAGUGACGAGAAUUCACUGAGAUGCCAAACGCUGGCAUGCACACCCGUUUAUAAAUGCAGUGCCGACCUCAACUUUGACGACACAUUCGAGAGAGCUUCUCCUCCCAAGGCAAGUGCCCUGAACUGUCAAGCCAAUCAGACAGCUGGAUGUUUGAUCACCUCCACGCCCAUGUCAGACUGGAAAGUCUAUGUGCCCACGAGCCAGACCUCACAGGUGCAGAAGAGGGGGUACUCUGACGGUCCAUCUAAGCCCCUCCCACAGACAAGCAGCCCUGCCGCCAGUGCGGACCAUGUGGCCGCCAGUGCGGACCAUGUGGCCGCCAGUGCGGACCAUGUGGCCGCCCCGGAUGUUCGCUCGCUCCUGCCAAACCAGGGUCCUGCCCGAGCCAUACCCCGCAGUCUCCGGUACAAUUCCGCCCCUGGUGGCACGGGGCGGCGCCUCAGCCUCGCCCCUACAGGGAGGAGAGUGUCAGCCAUGGCUCCGCCCCCUAAACAGAGCAAACCAAAGAACAGCAUACCAGACACCACCAGCACAACCAGUAUACCCAGCACCACUGGUAUAUCGAACACCACCAGCCUCUGCCCUGCACCACCAGGCCUCAAACCGCCAAGGAGAGUCCUUCAUAAACCGGCUGCAACGGGCAUCCCAGCGACCAAUCGGAGGACUCUACCAGGUCUCAGACCGCCUACUGCACGACUUGCCACCGCAGCCUCGUCCAAUGAUAAGCCUGGUCCAUCCUCAGCAGACAGUCGCCGUGAGUCGCUGAGCCAGGCCAAGAGGAGCUUGCAGCCCGGGAGUGAAGCUCUGGGGCUGGCCAAGAGGAGGAGGACAGUAUGUACCCCCACAGAUGUUCCAGGACCUUCUACCACCAUGGAGGCCUCCGUUCUGUCUCUGGAGCCCACCAGGGGGGCCUGUGGCCUGAGGGCUCCUCCCCCAAGAACCUGCAAGACCCCAGCACUGGCUGGGUGUUCAAACUGUGCCCUGCUGAACAAGGAGCUAGAGAAGAAUCGUGCGGUGAUAAGAGGACUGCAGAAAGUACUGGAUGGCUUCGUCACCCCAGCAUCAUAACCAGGACCCGUUGGCAGAGACGACAGCGGCACAACAUUGAAAAUAUGUAAAUGAAUACAAAUAACAAGAAUAAUAUGUGAACUAAAUAAAAAUAACAACUAAAAGUUUUUUGAAAUGUUUCCAGAUUUGUUUAUUGUACACUUGCUUUCAUGUUUCCAAAUCGGACUGAUGGAGAAGGCUAAUGAAGGUUCAAUGAUUCAAUUCAAAUAACUUUAUUUUCCGUUAGGAACUUCAGAUGUGGAGUAGCAGCAGGGUGUGUCCAUACCCAACAGUACAUACAAUAAACAACACGCACCAUCAGCCCCGCAGAAAAUAAAAAUCCUUGCCUAAGCCUAAUGAAUAAAUAGUAUUACCUCCAUAUUGGAGGAGAAAUAAAUAAAUAAUUUAACAAGAUUCCAGUUAUUAAAACGAGAGUAUACAGUUCAAAAAGAUUCCAGGUGAAUGUCGAUGGUUCGGCUUGAAAGUAAAAAGUUUAAAGUUCCACUUGACACAAAUAUGGAAACUUAGUUGAUACAGCAAUA
Messenger RNA from Gadus chalcogrammus (walleye pollock), 3983 nucleotides. Its product is annotated as mucin-17-like. Lineage: Eukaryota; Metazoa; Chordata; Actinopteri; Gadiformes; Gadidae. The record is from RefSeq and is a predicted model, not a curated record. The transcript is spliced from 8 exons. The coding region runs from base 250 to 3462 and encodes 1070 amino acids.